UUCUCUUCGACCUUCCUUCCCCAUCUCAUUACCCACUGUUGCCAAUUGUGAGCACAUAGGGCGCGGCAGCCUUAACUCAAUACCCACACCCGCCAUUAAGUCAGCUACUCAGAUCUCAGCUUGCCUGCGAUCUAUUGCUUUUCCGCACGAACGGGCAAGUUCGCCUUCUCUUCAUCUUUCCACACGAGGAGCCCCUCCUUCCCUGCCUCCUACCGACACAUGCCGUGCCGUCCUAUUCCCCCUACAAGGUUAAAUCUGCUCUGGAGGCACACCAUCAACACAGACGGCGCUGCCGAAGAUACAGGACCUACAUAACCACAGGACUAUAUCUGCUGGGCUCCUGCUGGUCAUACCUAUCUCCAUCCCACAAAGUUUUACAUACUUUUUUAGCCACAGCAUCCCUCCCCCUCCUGAUCAUCCAGUCAGCCUUCGACUAUCUCGACUCCGACAUCCGGAACUCAAUCUCUUGCCCCUUGUCACUUGUGUUGCCCCAAACCCUCAGUCAAGAAAAGAACCCCCCCCCCGGACUCAAGAAUACCAGAUUUGGCCCUCUACCCUGUGAAGCCAACUUCGACAAAGAGCGCACACUGGCAACUCAUUGCUUGCUACCUGCCAGUGUGAUACUUAUCCUGCCUGUCGAAGGACGUCCUGAACUGUCUCGGCGACUGCUGUCCUCCAGGCCCGUUCUCCGAUCCUGCGCGCGGGCGAGAAUUCACCGCUGAAGCAGUUGCAAUUCGGUUACCAACUGCCACUCACUCCUUGCCAACCAGGGGCACAUCCGCAAAAGUAAAUGCUCGUUUUACCUUCACGACGAGUCUACAGCGAUUCUCUACCUCCGACCCCUAUCCGUCAAUCACCCUGACGAUCCCGGCGCAUCUCUUGUCGACGCGGGGACUUCUACUUAAGCUGAUAGCCUUCUCGGAUCUUCUCAGAAACUUCAUCCUCCGUCGUCAAUGACUCCAAGUCUCUUUUCGUGAAAAAGGAAAAGCUCCAUUUCAACCUCGUGGUCUCCUUUUUUCCGGCUCUUCCCUUCGACCCCUCCCAGAACCUAUCUCAGACUCCAAAGGUCGCUCAGAAGACAACGAGCUCAACACGCCAGGUUUGUCAUCUCUGGAUCAUUAACUUUGGGAACAUUUGGGUUGGCGCCUGUCAAAAGUGGCGGAGCCUCCAUAGCAUUCAACGCGGGCUGGCGUGAAGUUAAACUGAGGCCUCACCCCCGGAAAGUUCGAGCCUCAACAAGACUCAAAGAACCACAGUUCCUCCGCAAACCCACCAGCAUCAUCACGCAUCUCUCUCAGAUACUCGCUAUCGAAUUCUUGAAUCAACAAUUAGUCACUCCUCCCAUCACCAGCUUUGGAUCAAACUCAGUGCAGACGCGGAUCUUGCGGGCUACUGGUUACCCAAAAACAACUGUACUUUGGCAAAGACCAGCCACUGCAGUUCAAACCAAACAAGAAGUAUCGAUCCUCUGGGGCUUUUAUUAUUGCAGAUUGCAAUUUUGAUACCGACCGUCUCUAAGUUCUCUCCAGCAUCUGCGCCGUUGUCUACAACACAACCUGGAAAGAGACCCACACAGUUUUACGCAUUUUCUAUCAUCAACCAGCUCUGAGGCUGGUGUACAGACUUCUCUCUACAUUCUUAUUCUUACAAUUUCGCCCAGCAAAGUGAGAGAAAAACCACAAAGCAGGAAGCUCCGCGCGAAAACCCAUUUUCCACAACGGUGGUAAUUUUUGAGGCGGUUUUCCUUCUGGCCGGGUUGACAACCCUCAGGCUUUCUCAGCCCAACUCAGGACCCCAGAACUUUGCCUGUCCCGAACGGUUUUUGUGAGCAACGCAUGUCAGUGCUCCUCUGUGACAGUCUUUUUAAGAUUAGAGUCUCAAGAGCCGGAAACUCUGCCUCAUAACACUUUCGCUCUCUCAGAGACUUGCCCACCAUAGCGCCGAUACGCCACCACCGUUCCGCCAUGUCUUCUGGCGGAGCAUCGCUGCAGCCAACCUUCCAAGGCCAUGUAGCCACUACCCAAGACGCCCUCAUUCUCUUCGAGGCAUGCCUGCAAGGGCACCUCUCGCAUGUACCCAGGCGACCCCACGAUCGAGAAAGAAGCAAUCUGAUCAGAAGCGGGUGCGUCUUUAUCUAUGAAGAGAAUGCAUCCGGAAUCAAGAGGUGGACAGACGGUGUUACUUGGAGUCCCAGCAGGAUCCUGGGCAAUUUCCUUGUCUAUCGAGAACUUGACAAACCAUUUCCACCAGGAGAGAAGAAGAGAGCCAUGAAAAAGCAACAGAGGCGUCCAAGCCGACCGGGCGAGCCCUAUGCCAGAUCCGAGGGUGGCUCAUUCUCGGAUGGACAAUCUGGCAGCUACAACUCCGAUCGCAGCGCCUCUGCUGACGUCGAGAGGCAGCUGAUAGGCUCACUGGUAGACUCCUACGGCUUCAAGCAGGACGGAUUGGUCAAGAAGACGAUGAGCGUCACAGUCCAAGGCGUCACACAUCACCUGGUCUCCUACUACCAUGUAAAUGACGUCCUCACCAACCAGCUGCGCACACCUUCCCAGACGGACAACCUUCAAUACAUCCGUCCACGGUCGGAACUGACCUCGAGACAAAGCUUUCGGGCGCCCAUCGAGGAUGUUGACGAGGUGGACGGCGCUCAUAACUCGUACGCAUACCGUGUGAACGCAGGCGGCUAUCCCCAGCCGUAUUACCUGCCUCCAGGGUAUCCUCCCAUGGCUCAGCAGCCCAAUCCCCCCCAAUAUUCCAUGGCUGUUCCUUCCAUGUCCACGGGUUACAUACAAUCCCCGGUAACAGCAUCACAUAUGCAUGGACAACGAAAUGACUAUGGUCACUACGACCAAUCGGGGUACAAUCGAAGCUACGAGUCCUUGAACAGCUCAAUUCCUCCGCCGUCCAAAUCAAUCCCUGCCACGCCGACCACGAUGGCUCCAAUCAUGUCGGACCGCUCCCAAGCGCAAACGGCCAUGUACCCGCCCAUGAAUAUGCAGCGACCAGUCAACCCUUUGAGCCCGGUGUCGAUGGAUUCUCGAGCACCUGUGCCAUACCGGCCAAGUCCAUAUGGAGUGACCCAUAGCAAUGGUGCUCAGAUGGACCAGAACCGGCAGAGUCAACCCUCUCCCACACAAGUGAAGUAUGAUGACCGUAGGGAAACGGCACCGCAGCCAGCUCCAAUGUACCAAAGUCCACGCACGCCAUACUAUCCCGACACAGCCAGUCAAGCUAUCCCUCAGCCUCAGUAUCCUCAGUGGGCAGGACAAGCUCAUAACCCAUAGGGUGGAUCAGGAGCUCUUCCGCCCCCUGGGGGCAACAACAGUAAACCUUGUCCCAAGAUGAUGGCACCGCGGCAUCCGUCAGAUUCUGGCUCUUUCACCUCUGAUGGAUCAGACCGCGCAGGAGUCCCAACCAAGCCCACAAUGCAGUGAACGGCAAGAAAAUCCCGCGGGGCUUGUUCAACACAAGGGUGGAAGUAUGUAUUACGAUCAACAGCCCCGGAUGUCUUGGGAAGAACAUGAUGAUCGCUGUCGCGUCUGGGUGGCCUCAGCCCAAUCGUGGAGUAUUUUCUGGUGGGAUGUGAGCAGCAACGUUAUCGUCUUGCUUAAAUUUGCACAAGCCAGGACCUAAUAUCUCUUUUUCAACUGGCAACGCCCGAAUCCGUCUUUCAAGGUGUGGGUUUCGUGUCAAGAUCCAAGUUUUUGUUCAUGAACAAGUAUUGCAGGUGUCCAACUCUUUGCGAAAGUUUGUGCGGAUCCAUGUGGGAGAAUUAACCAUCUCCAAGAGUCUCGGCCUGUAGGCGUCACAGGUCAAUCGCAGGUCUGAGUUCAGCCUGGCCUGGCGGGAGAGAGGAGGACGAGGAACAGAGACUCGAUAACGGCGGCUUUGGGGAGGUCUCACAGAUAUUGCUUGCUUCUGAAUUGGGACGUUUGACUUUGCAGAGACCAAAGGGGGUCGAUGCAGAAACGCAGUGGUGUACAAACUGGUCAACUGGGAACAAUGAGGAAGGGGUUGGUCUGGGAGGUAAUGAAUGAAACGGCCGGCAGGAGGUUUACUGGAUUCGACGAGAGAAAAAAAAAAGUUCGAGGGAGGCACAUUUGUCUUUGUAAUUGCGUUUCUGCUCUUGUACAUGUCCUGGGAGUGGGCGGCAAAUGCUUCUAUCGUUACAAUGUUGUUCCUUCGGGUUCUCUGAGAGUCGCUCAGGACGAAGGAUGAAAUGCAUCUUAUUGAGACCAGUCCAUGGCUUCCUUCAGACUUUUGCAAAUUCACCCCAUCAGCGGUGAAGCCAAUUUGCAGCCUGCCAGCACGGCCUGUUUGAUAAUCUUGAUCCUAAACACCAGCAAUAAGCUCAGCACC
Messenger RNA from Cladophialophora immunda, 4359 nucleotides. RefSeq lists its product as uncharacterized. The transcript has a single exon. The coding region runs from base 1965 to 3284 and encodes 439 amino acids. The record is from RefSeq and is a predicted model, not a curated record. NCBI's taxonomy places the organism in Eukaryota, Fungi, Ascomycota, Eurotiomycetes, Chaetothyriales, Herpotrichiellaceae. Gene Ontology annotation, molecular function: DNA binding.